Molecule: messenger RNA, 3042 nt
Organism: Parnassius apollo (apollo)
Lineage: Eukaryota; Metazoa; Arthropoda; Insecta; Lepidoptera; Papilionidae
Source: the annotation of a GenBank genome assembly
AUGCCGGGUCUUAUUGGUAUCGGUGAAUUUAUUGAGGAAACACGAGAAGAUUACAGUUCACCAACUACUUCAACAUUCGUAUCGCGUAUGCCACAAUGUCGUCAGACUAUCAACGCACUAGAAGAAACUCUAGACUUCGAUCGCGAGGGCCUAACCAAAUUGAAAAAGGCGAUCAAGGCUAUACACAACUCCGGAAAUGCUCACGUGGACAACGAGAUGUACCUAUCGAGGGCGCUGGAGCGGCUCGGUGGCAACGCACUCAGCAAGGACUCGGAGCCUGACAUUGGCGCUGCGUUCUUCAAGUUUGCCGUUGUUACCAAGGAAUUGUCCGCGCUUAUGAAAACGUUGAUGCAGAACAUAAACAAUAUAGUGAUGUUCCCAGUGGAUAGUCUGCUUAAGGGUGAUCUCAGGGGAGUCAAGGGUGAUCUUAAAAGGCCAUUCGAUAAAGCAUCCAAAGACUAUGAGUCCAAGUACCUGAAAAUUGAGAAAGAAAAAAAAUCGCAGGCGAAGGAAGCCGGUCUUAUUCGAACCGAGGUAACACCAGCUGAGAUAGCUGAUGAAAUGGAAAAAGAAAGAAGACUGUUCCAGUUACAAAUGUGUGAGUACCUGAUAAAGUUCAACGAAAUAAAGACGAAGAAAGGGAUCGAGCUACUCCAGCACCUAGUGGAGUACUAUCACGCACAAACAAAUUAUUUCCAAGAUGGCUUGAAGACGAUCGAGCAUUUUGGUGUAUACGUUGCGGACUUGAGCGUGCAGUUGCAGAAGAUCAGACAGCAGCAGGACGACGAGCGGCGGAGGUUGCUCGAGCUUAGAAACAUGCUGAGAGCAGCCGCGCCGCAAGACAGAGAGGUUGCAUCAUCAGUCGGCGGUUACUCCCUGCACCAGUUACAAGGGGACAAGCAGCACGGAGUAACUCGAAGUGGCUACCUAUUGAAGAAGUCCGAAGGCAAGGUUCGUCGCGUGUGGCAGAAGCGCCGAUGUCGAGUGGCGGCUGAAGGCUACCUAGAUAUUUUUCACGCUGACGAAAACAAACCACCAGCCAGGGUCAACUUGCUGACUUGUCAGAUUAAAGUAGCGUCAGAAGACAAGAGGGCGUUUGAUCUAGUCUCUUACAACCGUACGUACCAUUUCCAAGCGGAGGACGAGGGCGAGCAGCGCGCGUGGACGUCGGUGCUGGUGAACUGCAAGGAGGGGGCGCUGCUGCGCGCCUUCAACCAGCAGGCGGGCGAUGGCGAGGGCGAGGGGGAGGGCGCCGGCGCCGGGCACUCGCUGCUCGACCUGCAGCGCGCCAUCAUCCGCGCCGUGCGUGCGCUGCCCGGCAACCACGUCUGCGCAGACUGCGGCUCCGCGAACGAUCCUACUUGGCUUUCAACAAACUUCGGUAUUAUAGUGUGCAUAGAAUGUUCUGGGAGCCAUCGAGAGUUGGGUGUACAUAUAUCACGAAUCCAGUCACUCACGCUUGAUAAGUUGAGCACGUCUCAACUGCUGCUGGCGCGGCAUAUGGGAAAUCAGCUCUUCAAUGAAGUCAUGGAAAACACAUUGGAUGAACGAGAUAAACUCACCCCUGAGAGUACGAUGGAGGAGCGGCUGAGGUUCAUCCGCGAGAAGUACGUGUUCCGCGCGUGGGCGGCGCGCACGUGCCGCGACGCGGGCGAGCGCCAGGCCGAGGUGGCGCACGCCGUCAAUAACGCGCAGCUGCACCACCUGCUGCAGGCCUACGCCGAGGGCGCCGACCUGGCCGCGCCGCUGCCACGUUCCGAUUGCGGAGAAACUGCCCUCCACCUUGCCAUAUCUCGGGAGCUCGGUGACGGUUCCUGUUUGCAUAUAGUCGAUUUCCUAGUCCAAAACGGUGGCCCACAGCUACUGGAUAAAACUACAACGUCGGGGAUGACGGCGCUACACUUGUGCGCCAUGUUUGAUAGAACCGAACCUAUGAAACUGCUUCUAAAGGCGGGAGCGGAUAUCUCUAUAAGAGACGGGAGUGGCAGGACAGCUUUACAACUAGCCCGCCAGUUAGGACAUCAUACCUGUCAAGAACUGUUAGAGAGUGUUGACAAAAGAGAAAAAAGCAUUUUCGAAAAUGUCAAUAUAGAUUGGAACCUAUCCCACGAUGAUGGUUCUACAGACUUCUCAGAUGAUGAGACAGUUAUAGACGAGAGGCAUAAUGGCAGCGUGACUCCUGAAAAGAAGUGUCCCCGCUCGCGUCCCCCUUCGUACGCGGGGGGUGCGUGCGGGUCGGGUGCGGGCGGGGGUGGCGGCGGGGGUGCGGGCGGCGGGGACUCGCCCGUGCUGCGCUCGCGCUCCUCCACCUGCGACUCGCUGCACCACGCGCCCCCCACUCCCACCACACUACCCAGGAAGCCCAACGUGUAUAAUAUCGGUAGCUUGAAGAAGCGCGCGGCGCCGCUGCCGCCGACCGUAGCGCUGUCCCACCCGCCUCCUUACCCGCGCUCUACACCGUCGCCCUCUGCUGACAGUACCCGCUCUAUGCAUGUAAAGGAGGUGUGUGGGGCGCUGGUGAAGGCGCGGCCGGCGCAGCCGCCGCCCACGCCGCCGCCGGCCGCGCUGCACAACGGCGCGCACGCACUCCCGCGCGACGAGCCCACGCCGCCGCCCCGCAAGAAGAAAAAUAGAUUGCACCUGGAAAAGGCUGUCAAUGCGAAACUGAAAAGGGAAUGUUCUAGUCAAGAGUCGUCCCUGGAGCUGUGCGACAUGUCGGACGCGUGCCUGGAUGACAGCCGGCCGGCGUUCGAGCGCUCGCGGCGCAGCGACAGCCGCUCGCUCGACGUGUCCGACACCUCCAGCGUUCACUCGCGCUCGCCCUCCGCCUCCAUUACUAUGAUGAGUGGUGGUAUGAGAAGGUGUCGAGCUCUGUACGACUGUUCAGCGGACAAUGAGGACGAGCUUUCUUUCCGAGAGGGAGAGGUCAUUGUCGUCAUUAACGAUCGCACCGAAGACGACAAUUGGAUGGAGGGGCAAGUGGAGGGGACUUCUCGACGCGGCAUGUUCCCAGUCUCUUUCGUUCACAUGCUACCCGACUAA